AUGCACGAUGCACUCCGUGACCUGUUCAACUGCUGUCUCACAUUUAACCAUAAGAAGAUCCCCUUGCAGAGGCUGAAGAGCUAUGGAAUCACCAGUAGCCAGUGUCUGCAGGCAGCUGUCCUCUUUAGAACCAAACUGGCCGAGGACAUCAGUGCCAACCCAAAGGAGCAAUGGGUCUGGAAUUAUAUGAAACACCUGGGUCAGAAACCUCACACCGUGAAGACUUGGACUCUUUUGGCCACACUAAGACCAAGCCAGAGGCUGAGAAAUGAUUCUUCUCCCCCAGGCUUCCUGUCUCUAUCCUGGACUAAAUUGACCUGA
Physeter macrocephalus (sperm whale) is the source of this 321-nucleotide messenger RNA. RefSeq names its product C-C motif chemokine 13-like. Gene Ontology annotation, biological process: immune response; eosinophil chemotaxis. The transcript is spliced from 3 exons. Bases 1 to 321 code for a protein of 106 amino acids. Gene Ontology annotation, cellular component: extracellular region. Lineage: Eukaryota; Metazoa; Chordata; Mammalia; Artiodactyla; Physeteridae. Gene Ontology annotation, molecular function: chemokine activity. The record is from RefSeq and is a predicted model, not a curated record.